This is a messenger RNA of Nelumbo nucifera (sacred lotus), 2833 nucleotides long. It is a transcript of the gene CLV2, whose product is annotated as Leucine-rich repeat (LRR) family protein. Lineage: Eukaryota; Viridiplantae; Streptophyta; Magnoliopsida; Proteales; Nelumbonaceae. Gene Ontology annotation, molecular function: protein binding. The record is from RefSeq and is a predicted model, not a curated record.
AUGCGAAAGUAAAAAGAAUAUUAAGCCCAGAAAUCGCCUUUUUUAUUUUAAUUAAGUUUUAAGGGAACAACUGACCCGUUAAUGGCGAUUUCUAAAAAGAAUGUCGGUUCACAUCCAGAGAGAAUAGAACCUUUGUGUAUAACCCCUUUUCAACCUCUGUUAAGCUUCUUCUCCGCUCUUAGUUUCUCCUUCUUGCGUUUGGUAUCUGUCACUCUUUCUCUCUCUAUCUCUUGGAUUUUUUAUUUUUCUCUUUGUUUUUUCAAGAGCUUGAAGCUGAGCUCAUUUAUGGAAGAAAGAGGCAGGGUUUCGGAUUUACCGGCCUGCAAAAUCCCUAAUUUACUUUCCUUCUCAGUCAUUUUACUGCUUCUGAGCUUCAACUUCGUAGCAGCAGCUCAAGAACCAGAGCUCGAUUUACAGGUUGAAGACAGAGAUUCUCUUCUCAGGUUCAGAUCCUCCAUUAACGACCCAAAGCAAAGUUUGGCGAGGUGGGUUGGGUUCAAAUGUAGCAACUGGACCGGAAUCGCCUGCGAAAACCGUACUGGGAGAGUCGUUUCCAUCAAUCUUAGAUCAUUCAAUCUCUCCGGACUGAUCGAUUCCAGUUUGUGUCAACUUUCCAUGCUCGAAACCCUAAUUCUGUCUCACAACAACUUCUCCGGUUCUAUUCCUGCCUGUUUUGGGAAUCUUCAAGGUCUAAAAACCCUAAAUCUUGGCAACAAUGCGCUUCGAGGUGGUGUUCCUGAUGAGCUCAUGAAGCUUCGGCAACUUGAAGAAUUGGUGCUGAGAGAAAAUUAUGAUCUGGGAGGCCCCAUUCCAGGUUGGAUUGGGAAUUUCUCUGAUAAGCUUCGGAAGCUCGACUUGGGGAUGAAUUCGUUUCGAGGGGAGAUUUCUGAGAACUUAUUCUACCUUGAAUCGCUGAAGUAUUUGGAUAUCUCCAACAAUCUGCUGUUCGGGCCCCUGCGUGAUUUUCAUCAAACCUUGGUUCAUCUCAAUCUCGCUUCAAACGGGUUCUCGGGGACAGUUCCUUGCUUCUUUUCUGCUGCUCAAUCUCUCACAGUUCUCAAUCUCGCUAACAACUCCAUUGUGGGAGGAAUCCCCACUUGUCUUUCUGCUAUUAAAGCAUUAACAGAGCUGAAAUUGGCCUUCAAUGGUCUUAAGUACGGAAUUUCUCCGAUGCUCAUGUUUUCAGACAAGCUUCUCGUUUUGGACCUGAGUUACAACAAUCUAUCGGGUUCUCUGCCAACCAAAAUUGCAGAAACAACAGAGAAAUCAGGUCUUGUGCUUCUCGAUCUUUCGAACAAUCUAUUCUCGGGUGAAAUUCCGCUGGGUAUUACUGAGCUUAAGAGCUUGCAAGGACUGUUUCUGUCUCACAACCUCCUUACGGGAGAAAUUCCAGCAAGGAUAGGAAACCUGACUUAUCUUCAAGCGAUUGAUCUCUCUUACAAUGAAUUAUCAGGUUCAAUUCCUCUCAACAUUGUUGGGUGCUUUCAGUUACUCGAACUGAAGCUCAAUAACAACAAUCUCUCCGGUGAAAUUCAACCAGAGCUCGACGCAUUAGACAGUCUGAAGAUAUUUGAUAUCAGCAACAACAAGAUCUCCGGCGAGAUUCCGCUCACAUUAGCAGGUUGCAAGUCACUCGAGAUUGUGGACCUCAGCUUCAACAAUCUCACUGGCACAUUAAACGAUGCAAUCCUUAAAUGGUCUAACCUCAGGUUCCUCUCCCUUGCUCGAAACAACUUCAAUGGUGUCCUGCCAAAUUGGUUGUUUUCAUUCGAAUCAGUUCAAUCAAUUGAUCUAUCGGGCAACAAUUUCUCCGGCUUUAUACCAGAUGGAAACUUCAACAUCAGCUCAUAUUUCAACAAUCGCCAAGUAAGCAGCGGCAGCAGCAGAACCUACGAGCUUGAAAUUAAGGUUUCUGCAAAUGCUGCAGGAGGAAACAAUGAAUUGGGUUUCAGUUACAAUCUCUUAUCUGCAGUCGGAAUCGAUUUAUCCGCAAAUUUCCUCCAUGGCGAGAUUCCAGUAGGUCUGUUUGGAUUACAGGGUCUGGAGUACUUGAAUCUAUCAUACAAUUACCUUGUGGGUCAGAUUCCGGGAAGCUUAGAGAAAAUGUGGAGGUUAAAGACUUUGGAUUUGUCCCAUAAUUCGAUAUCGGGACAGAUUCCGGCGAGCAUUUCAGGGCUUCGGGAUCUGACAUUUUUGAAUCUGUCCUACAACUGCUUGUCUGGGUUUGUACCGAGGGAGCAAAGGUUUUGGAGGUUUCCGGGAGCAUUUGCCGGAAACCCAGACUUAUGUGUGGAUCUGACCAGCCAAGGGUGUCAACGGGGGAAUUUUCCUGUGGCAUCAAGUAGGAUGUUUGAGGGAGAAAGGGAUGAGGGACUGAUUUCUUUUACGGCUUUCUAUGUAAGUGCUUUAGUUAGUUUUUAUGUUGGUAUUAUUCUUCUGUGUUGCUCUGCUCGAGUAAGGAAAUACAUUCUCCAGCCCCUGAACCCGGAAUAUUUAUAACAUAGUUCUGUUAUCAAGUGAUUGCACUGUAAAUAUUCAGUUUCCAUUGUGUUCUUUCUUUUUGAACUUUUGUUUUAAGUUGAGCAUUGUGGUUUGUGGGUAACAUGAUCCCAGUCCCAAGUUUAACUUCAGCUUGCAUGCAUUCAGUUUGGAUCUGCCACCAACGAAGCUUCUGACAUUAUCUAUGUCUCCCAUUCUCAGACAUGAUUGCCGUCUCAUAGGUAUGACCACAUCAACGAGUAAGAGACAUGUUUGAGAUGUCAUGUUGGAAGUUUUGUUGCUAACAUCUUGUUAUAUGCAAAUUUGAAUCAAAUGAAAUGCCUUUUCCUUUUUC